AUGUUGAACACCUUCUUUCAAGCAAAAAGUAAUUAUUUAGAUUCGAUUAUUGAGGAUUGGAAAAAUCUACUCGCAACAACAACAUCACCUAGUAGCUAUGGUGCUAAUGAAAAGAACAUUUCCGAGUCAUCUUUGCAAGCCAUGAUCUCUGAGGAACAACAACAAGAUACCCUUCCAGAAAGUUCAGAGGAGAAGAGGUCUCCAUCUUCUAAAUCCAACAGCAAGGAACACAAACAAACAAUGACACCACUGUAUUAUAGCCCCGAUCAUAAAGAGGUCUAUCGACCUUCACUCGACGAUAAGAUUGUGGGUACUUCGGAUGAUGAUUUAUUUGCCAUGUCACUUCGAGAUAAUGACAACCUCGAACUCACUCCAACAACCAAUACAGACACUGUCGACGAGAGUGAAAAGGAGGAUGAUGAAGAAGGAUAUUAUGAAGAAGAUAUUGACCAAAAUGCAACAGUAAUUGUAACUCCAUCGUCGACUUCAUACGCACAGGAAAAUGAAAAUAUGGAACAAGUCAACUCAAUUAUUAAGGAAACUUUUACACCUUACUAUGGAGGAUCCAUUUUAUCUUCGACUCCUGAUGGAUCCACUUCGGAUAGAAAUGUCUCGAGCACGCUUAGUGCAAGUAGCACUGCAAGAAUUUUAGAUUUUGAAAAGUUGAACGGAAGUGAAAUUUCAUUGUCUUCACCACAUUUUUCGAGUGCCAACACGCCAAUACAUGAACGAAACAUGUCCACCUCUGAACAUGCACAGCAAGACGCAUCGAAUGGCACAAUAGUUCUGAACACAUUUAUAUCUCCACAAUCACUACCGUUGAAAGUACUCGCCCAAAUGAAUAAGGAGUCAGUCACGAUACCAAGUGAAAGGCAACCAGCAACUCAGACAGACAUACAUCUCGAAGAAGCUGAACCUGGAAUGGACUUUUCACAACAAAAUAACGUUGAAAGUUCGUAUAUAGGCGAUUUUGAAAGCCCUCCUCAAUCGUCCACAUACAGCAAAUCUUCUAUUGCCUCUCCUACCUUGGUGAGCGAAGAAGAAAUUCGCAACUCGUUACUUGCAGAAGAAGAACGUUUGGAAUUCAGACCUCAGCACAAAUUUUUGAAUGACGAGAAAGAGAACGUGUUAGACCAACAAGAUUCUAAUGUCAGCAGCAAUAGAGAUAAGGAACUUAUUGAAACAUAUUCACGAAUGAAUUCUUUGGUGGAACAAAACGAAGAACUUGUACAGCAACUAUCGGCUGUGCUGAAACGAAAUGAGGAGUUGAGAAAGGCGCUCUUACUAUCGGAAACAAAGAGGAACCGAUUGUCAGAAAUUAACAAAGACCUUACUCAACAAGUGUCGCUCAGUAAGACCAAAGACGAGGAGCUUGUCUCGCACGCUAACUCUCCUCAGUUGGAAUCGGAAACUCUUUUAAAGCAAACACUUGAUGAAAGAGAAAAAUUAAUCAGCGAGUUACAAGAUGAAAUUCGCAUUGCCAAACAAGAAAAUAGUCAACUUCAAAAACUUCUCGACCCUUCUUUGUAUGAGUCCAAUAAUCAAUCCCAAAUCGAGCAGCUAAAGACUGAAAUCCGUAGUCUACAAGAUGUCAUUGAAAGUCUGAAUGUCAAGUUUAAAGACUCAAGAAGAAAGGAUGAAGAAACCAACAAAAGAAGGGAGAUUGAACUUCGAAAAGAAUACACAGUGAAAUUGUCACAAAUUGAAAAGGAACGGCAUGACAUGGAAGAAGAAAAUGUACUCCUCAAGCUAAAAAUUAAGGAACUAGAGGAACAGGUUUUGAUCGCUGGGAAUAAGGACCAAGAACACUUGUCGAGCGCUCUUGAAAAAGAAGAGGAAUACGUUCGAAAAAUAACUUUCUUGAAACAAGAGCACCUUCUACAGAUUCAAGAAUUACAACGAUCAUCUCGAGUUAAUGAACUGUCACUGAGGAAAAUCAUUGAUGAAAAAGAACUCACAAUUCAGCAGUUACAAGAGACCUUGGGAUCAGCAAUUUCAAAAGCCCCUUCGUCAUCAGAAAACACUGUUGAAUCUAUGAUUGCAUCUCAUCAUCAACAAAUCGAUAAACUUUCUCAAGAAGUGGAAGCCAAAAAUGAAACUAUUCAGAAGCAAAAUAAUCAAUUAGAAAAUGUCACCAUGGAGUUAGAAUUACUUAAACAACGAAGCUCAACUCUCUCCGGUUUAGUCGUCAAGUAUGAACGAAAAAUUCAUGACCUUGAAUUGAGCAAUGUGUUCUUCGAAGGCGAAACGAAGCGACUUCAACUUGCAAACACUCACCUUCAACAAGACAUUUCUACUGCUGCACUCGAAAAUGAGAGUUUACAGAAAGUCUAUGAAGAACAUUUUAACAGUAUUCAAGCGACGAGCAGAGAUCAUGAACAGACGAUAUCAAAGCUACAAGAAGAAAAAUUGCAAGUGAGCAAAAAGAUGUCCAUUCUCGAGGAAGAACUGAAUGUAUUACGAUCGAAAUAUGAGAAUUUGAAAUCUCUAUUCGAAAAGAGAGAAAAAUCUUUUGCUGUACAACGAGAGAAUUAUGAAUCUCAAAUCUCAAGUAUGAAACAACAUCAUGAGAAGGCCUUGAAAGAAUUGCGAGAAAAGUAUUCAAACCUCUUAGAAUCUAAAACUGAGAAGAUGACAAAUCUUGAACAAUCACACAUGAAAAUUGAAAAACAAGACCAGCUCAUGAAGAAAUUGUUAAAGGACAAGCUCAUCGAUUCUUUCAUUUACAAGAAGAUUUCAAAUCCAUCAGAAAGCAGUUUGACAGCAUGCAAGGUAAUGUGGCAUGUCUUACCAGUGAGAUUGAAAAUGUAUCUCUGGAAUCAGAAUCUGUCAAGCAAUUACUCCAAAAAGAAAUUGAGCAUUUACAAGAACGAAACAUGGCAUGUGUUCAAGUGA
Messenger RNA from Naegleria lovaniensis, 2895 nucleotides. RefSeq lists its product as uncharacterized. NCBI's taxonomy places the organism in Eukaryota, Heterolobosea, Eutetramitea, Acrasida, Naegleriidae. The transcript has 2 exons. The record is from RefSeq and is a predicted model, not a curated record. The coding region runs from base 1 to 2895 and encodes 964 amino acids.